AUGGAUUGGGAUCUACGUUCUAAAAGCAGAUCAACGGGUUCCAAAGCUCCUUCGGCAUAUCUUCACAUUGAGGCACAAUCGGUGAACCUAUAUAUUGCCAGGUAUUUCGAACAAGUUCAUCCAAUAUAUCCCUUUCUUCAGCGGCACGAGUUCGAGCGGAAGGCUCUCGACAACCGAUGUUCUCAAUUCUGCAAAGAAUGUGCUCCUUUUUCAGCCUUAUACCACACGGUGCUAGCUCUUGGCUGCCAACGUCUAGGUGGUGAGACUUUCCGGCUAGGCUGUUCCCCAUCUUGGAAGCUAUUCCAAGUCGCAUUGGGGCUCUUUGCUGAGAUGAUAACCACAAAAGAGACUUUGACGCAUGUUCAGGCUAUGAUCGCCAUGGCUGUAUUUGCUCGCAACUCGUCUGCUAUUCAGAUCGAGAGGCUAUUGACCACAGAAGCCGCCAGGAUUGCGCAGUCGAUCGGCAUUAACCGGGCUAUGUAUGCGGAUGAAGAAAUGGAGCUAUGCCAAAGGGCUUUCUGGAUGAUUUAUAUAUUAGAAAAGACGCAGACUUUUGCUUGUGGCAGGGACUCGAUCUUGAUCGACAGCAAUAUCGGCACCCCAGUUCCCCGAAUCCCAGACGCAUUGUUUGGCGGUUUUAACUACUUCCAUACAUUGUGUCGCUUCAGCCGAGUGCUGUCCAAAGCAAAAGAUACGCUUUUCUCGAUAAGCGCAACCUUAGUUCCUUCCAGCAAGAUAUUAACCAACAUUGAUGCUCUUACUGGCGAGCUUGAGUGCUGGAAGAAGUCCAUCUGCGAGGACUUUCAGCCUGGGAACGAUUUCCAACAAUCUGGCAGGCUAGACAGCCUAUCGAUUGCACUGAAACUUAUGUUGAGUUAUCAAUACCACGGUGCUACGAUUGCUCUAGCUCGACUCAAAGUCAAUGUGGCGAGUUCAGAGGCAGAUCCAAGCAAACUUCAGGCUGAACAAGUACUUUUACGUGCCUCCCGCUCCAUCAUUGAGCUUACCAGAUACAUCGAUGUUGAAACAUACACGCCAAUAUGGACUCUGCUUUCGGUCCCAUUGUCGGCUAUUUUUAUACUUUUUGACUUUGUGAUACGCAAUCCGUGUCACUCAGAGACCAAAAGCAACAUUGCCCUCUUAGGCAUUGCGGCCGGAUAUUUUUGUCGCCUAGAAUUUUCUUCGGGUGGGAUAUUGCAAACGUCACUUCUGUCUGAUCUUGCCCAGAUUGCUCGGGAUUACAUCUCAGACAUGAAAACUAGCGCUACAGCAGAGCCUAUGGAAUUUUUAGGUACUCCAUAUUCCUAUCACCACUCACAGCCAGAGGAAGAAGAACUAGAGAUACGGCCAGCGCUGCCAGCUUCUGUAAGUCAAAAUCCAAUCGUAUUAGAGUUAACAACAAAUUUCUGA
Molecule: messenger RNA, 1410 nt
Organism: Penicillium egyptiacum
Lineage: Eukaryota; Fungi; Ascomycota; Eurotiomycetes; Eurotiales; Aspergillaceae
Source: the annotation of a GenBank genome assembly